GCGUAAGAAGUGACGUUUGUUUUUUAUUGUUUAUCUGCUCCAUUAUUUUUGGUUGAACUAUGAUGCUAUUCUUAUCAGAGUAUGAAGAGUAUUUGAUUCGGUCCCCUAAAAUGUACAAAUGCACAUAUUUGUUUUGAUUUGAUACCUGGAAUUUCCCCAAACCUACUCUACAGACCAUGCUAUAACCUGGGGCCUCCUGCCAGAGUCUACAAUCUUUAGGACACUGAAAAUUAGGGGAAUAGCUAGGUAGAUACUGUGAGAGGGCCCAAAGUAAAGUAUGGCCCUGGGCCCGAUAGUUUCCACUAACUACUUGUUUGCACACAGACAAUUAUGACCACAACUAGUAUUGAAAUUGAAAACUAAUGUGCUUCUUCCAUGUAUUGGUCAGACUUAUUUUCCAUCAAAAAAUUAUAAUCAUAUUGUUUGUGAAUAUCAACUCUUAUGUAGCUGGCGGUUUUGGUUCUUAUCUGUAUAAAAUUGCAUUGAAAUUUUAUAAAGGCUUUGAAAUAUUUUAUGUAUUUUUGACUCAUGUAAAGUCUGUCUUAGCAUAUGAUUUGGAAAGAUGCUAUUAUUUGUUUCAUUAUAAUUACAAUUAGAGUGGUAGUCUCAGCUAUUUCUACGGCGUUCCAAUGCUGUGGUUGAUAUAUCAGUUGCCGACACGACAAUUGUUCAAUUCAAGGUGUCAGGUGAUUGUACAUAUUUCGACUGCAAGAGGUUGUGAUGUUGUGCUUGUUAGUGAUGAUGACACACAUGAUGAAAGAUAAAUUUUUGUUGCUGGUCUCUGCAAUUCUUCUGGAUACUAUUCUGAUUCUACAUUUACUCCUUUGGACACUGAAAUUACCUCCAGGUUCUGUUUGUUCCAGUUCUGAAAAUGGACAUGAAAGUCAAUCAUAUUUUCAAACUGGUGAUUUUGCCAAUAAACUUCAUAGUGGUGAUUUGGUUUUCAUGGGAAGAAAGGACCGCACUAUUAAGCUCAAUGGGCAGCAUAUUGCUUUAGAGGAAAUCAAAUAUACAUUGCUGGGACAUCCAGAUGUAACUGACACUGCUGUUGCAUUUCAUAAUGGUCAAGGGGAACUAAUGCAAUUUGUAGCAUUUAUAAUAUUAAAGGAGGGACUCCCUGAUGAUAUAUUCAGAUCUUCCAUCAAAAGUUGGAUGGUCGACAAACUUCCGCUGGCAAUGAUUCCUGGUCACAUUGUUAUAACAAAAUCAUUACCUGUAUCUACUAGUAGAAAAGUUGAUUAUGCUUCGUUAGCAGAUUCAGUAUUUCUAGCAGAACACAUCCAAGAUGAGCUUGGUCAAAUUGGGAGAAGCAACUUACUGCAAGCCUUCAAGCAUGUUUUAAUGGUUGAAGAUGUUUCUGAUGAUGAUGAUUUCUUUAUGAUUGGUGGAAAUUCUAUUGCUGCUGCACAUCUUGCGAACAAUAUAGGAGUUGAUAUGAGAUUGAUAUAUAGCUUUCCAACUCCAUCUAAGCUUUGUAUGGCUCUUCCAGAGAGAAAUGGACCAUUCAGUAUGAGCCAAAGUGGAAUCUGAAUCUGAGAUAAAUGAGGAAAUGGGAAA
Molecule: messenger RNA, 1557 nt
Organism: Argentina anserina (silverweed cinquefoil)
Lineage: Eukaryota; Viridiplantae; Streptophyta; Magnoliopsida; Rosales; Rosaceae
Product: putative acyl-activating enzyme 19
Exons: 2
Coding region: 721-1530 (269 amino acids)
Biological process (GO): amino acid activation for nonribosomal peptide biosynthetic process
Source: RefSeq, a predicted model, not a curated record